Labrus bergylta (ballan wrasse) is the source of this 822-nucleotide messenger RNA. RefSeq names its product ATP synthase peripheral stalk subunit OSCP (gene atp5po). Gene Ontology annotation, biological process: proton motive force-driven mitochondrial ATP synthesis. The record is from RefSeq and is a predicted model, not a curated record. Lineage: Eukaryota; Metazoa; Chordata; Actinopteri; Labriformes; Labridae. Gene Ontology annotation, molecular function: proton-transporting ATP synthase activity, rotational mechanism.
AUUGUUCUACUCUGGACAGCUGUAGGAGAAAAUGGCAGCACUCAUGCUAGGACAGCAGGUCCGUCAGUUCAGCUCGUCUGUGGCCAGACCUGUUGCAAAACUGAUCAAGCCCCCCAUCCAGGUGUAUGGAGUUGAGGGCCGCUAUGCCACCGCUCUCUUCUCAGCUGCCAGUAAGCAGAAGAAACUGGACCAAGUGGAGCAGGAGCUGGGAAAUGUCUCUGCCUUGAUCAAAGACCCCAAGCUUUCGAGCAUUGUAAUGAAUCCUCAUGUAAAGCGCAGCCUCAAGCUGAAGGUCUUUGGAGAUGCUCUUACAAAGGCUAAGGUUUCACCCAUCAUCAUCAACUUCAUCAACGUUCUGGCUGAAAAUGGUCGUCUUCCCUUAACUGGGAGUGUUAUCAGUGCUUUCGGAAAGAUGAUGGGCGCACACCGUGGAGAGGUCAUCUGCUCCGUUACUACUGCUCAGCCUUUAGAUGCAGCCAGUCUUUCCGAGCUGAAAUUAGCUCUCAACGGCUUUCUUCAGAAGGGUGAAUCUAUCAAACUUGAAACAAAGUCGGAUCCUUCAAUCCUGGGUGGCAUGAUCGUCAGUAUCGGAGACAAGUAUGUGGACAUGUCCACCAAAACAAAGAUUCACAAGCUGACCAAGCUCAUCAAGGAAACCUAAGUCCUGUGGACUGAUAUAUGAUUGGAAACGACCAUUGGGGGAAAUGCUGAUAAAUGUAUAUUGCUACCUGCUCUAGCACUGCAGUUGCUCCAUUGAUCCAGUGUCUGUGCUUAAGUUCAUGUGGAUGUUAAUAAAACACAUUAAUAAAAUAUAAAAAAUGG